Messenger RNA from Gopherus evgoodei (Goodes thornscrub tortoise), 1595 nucleotides. RefSeq names its product transforming growth factor beta 1 induced transcript 1 (gene TGFB1I1). The record is from RefSeq and is a predicted model, not a curated record. Lineage: Eukaryota; Metazoa; Chordata; Testudines; Testudinidae.
AUGGACGACCUGGAUGCCCUUCUGGCUGAUCUGGAGACUACGGACUCUCACAUCCAAGCGCCCAGUACUGCUCACGACUCUGGGGCAGCCCACGCCAAUGAGCUGGGGCAGGAUGCGCCUGAGUCCAGGCCCCCACCGCCACCCUACAACUCUCAGCAGCAGGCCAUGUCCGUGGACCCUCCACCUGUCUCUGCCCCGCCUAGCGGGGGCGAUAAAGAGCAUCUCUACAGCACUGUCUGCAAGCCCCGUUCGCCCCGGCCCAAGGAGCCAACUGCGCCACCCUUCUCCUCGUCCAGCGGGGUGCUGGGCGCUGGCCUCUGUGAGCUGGACCGGCUGCUGCAGGAGCUCAACGCCACGCAGUUCAACAUCACAGACGAAAUCAUGUCGUUCCCAACCAACAAGAGCCCUGAUGGGGAGAAGCGGAAGGAGAAGCCAGAGGAUGCUGGGGAAGGGGGGUCCCCAAGCCACUCCGCUGGCUCCACCUCCCCUCCUGUGAAGCCAUCAGCCACAUCUGCUACCCUAGAGCUGGACAAACUCAUGGCCUCCUUGUCGGACUUCAGAGUCCAGAGCAACCUCCCGGGGUGUCGGCUGCACCGCCCCCAGCCCCCACUCGAGUCUCCCUGGCGCAGCAGCCGGUGGUGUCAUCCGUCUGUCCCAGCCCCUCUGGCCCGCCCCCCCCAGCACGCCGGCCCCCAGGGUGGCAACUUGGACAGCAUGCUGGUGAUGCUGCAGUCGGACCUGAGCCGCCAGGGGAUCUCCACCAGCACCAAGGGGCUGUGCGCCUCCUGCCAGAAACCCAUCGCUGGGCAGGUGGUGACGGCACUGGGCAAUACCUGGCACCCGGAGCACUUCGUCUGCACCCACUGCCAGAAGGAGAUGGGGGGCAGCAACUUCUUCGAGAAGGAUGGCGCCCCCUACUGUGAAAGGGACUACUUCCAGCUUUUCUCGCCCCGCUGCGGACUCUGCAACGAGCCCAUCCUGGAUAAAAUGGUGACAGCUCUGGACAAGAACUGGCACCCGGAGCAUUUCUGCUGUGUGAAGUGUGGGAGGCCCUUCGGGGAGGAAGGCUUCCAUGAGAAGGACGGCCAGCAGUACUGCCGCCAGGACUUCUACGAGCUCUUCUCCACCCGCUGCCAGGGCUGUGGCCAGGCCAUCCUGGAGAACUACAUCUCAGCCCUCAGUGCCCUCUGGCACCCCGAGUGCUUCGUCUGCAGGGAGUGCUACGCGCCGUUCCUGCAGGGCAGUUUCUUCGAGCACGGUGGGCGGCCCUUCUGCGAGACGCACUACCACAAGCAGCGGGGCUCACUGUGCUGGGGCUGCGAGAAGCCCAUCGCCGGGCGCUGCAUCACCGCCAUGGCCCGCAAGUUCCACCCGAGCACUUCGUCUGCGCCUUCUGCCUCAAGCAGCUCCAACAAGGGCACCUUCAAGGAGCAGAACGACAAGCCCUACUGCCACCCCUGCUUCCUCAAGCUCUUUGGCUAAGCCACGCCCUUGUCUGGGCAGGCCCCGCCCUCAGGCCCAGCCACGCCCCAGCAGGCCCCACCCCCUGGCCCAGCCACACCCCAGCAGCCCCCCAGUAUAGCCACGCCCCAACA